This is a messenger RNA of Penaeus vannamei (Pacific white shrimp), 732 nucleotides long. RefSeq names its product mitochondrial ribosomal protein L48 (gene mRpL48). The record is from RefSeq and is a predicted model, not a curated record. Gene Ontology annotation, cellular component: mitochondrial ribosome. Lineage: Eukaryota; Metazoa; Arthropoda; Malacostraca; Decapoda; Penaeidae.
AUAUCACACAAAUCUCCAGAAACUGUGUCAGAAAACGAAGCGGAUCCAUAAACAUUAGAGCAAGGUUGAGGCCGAAACAUUUUGCUGAAAUGUUUUCCAUUAGUAAGAUAACAGCAAGAUGCUUACCUGUAGCCCAACGAGCUCUCUCUACUACAGCGAGCAGAUGUAAAAUAUCAUUCGAACCACCAUAUUUAGAUGCUGGCGGUCCAGAUGUACCAGAGUUCCCCCUAUUAAACGUUCAGAUGGAGGGCUAUGACUUCACUGUUCUUGAACAUUAUGGGAAGUGGGUCCAUAGAACGGCACUUAACAUGGGCAUUGAAGUAGAAGAUAGCUGGGCCACCCCGUGUGAGAAAAUUCACAUCCAGACUUUCAAACCGAGGAGCGUUAAAGUGGAAUCAGAGUAUGAUUUACACGUUUACCAGAGAACCGUGCAACUUGCUGAUGUACCUUCUUACCUCGCACCUAUGUUCAUAGAAGUUGCUCAGGCUGGCCUUCCAGAGGGUGUGAAUUUGACUGUGCAGGAGCAUAUGCCAGAACAUACAGAGGUCCGUUUCAUUCCAGACCUGGAACUUAAAGAACUAAAGAAGCAAUUAGAUUUGCUUGGGGGUCCAUCUAAAACGAAGAAGUAAACCUUAGAUCUAUUACUAUAAAUGUUUGUAUAGAUGCGAAAUGGUAAUUUGAGUAUUGAGUAUGUACAUAUAUUUCUUGUUUAAAUAAAUAUUUGACUUUUUU